This is a messenger RNA of Myripristis murdjan (pinecone soldierfish), 1107 nucleotides long. It is a transcript of the gene tnni1c, whose product is annotated as troponin I, skeletal, slow c. Gene Ontology annotation, biological process: skeletal muscle contraction; cardiac muscle contraction. The transcript is spliced from 8 exons. The coding region runs from base 239 to 841 and encodes 200 amino acids. The record is from RefSeq and is a predicted model, not a curated record. Gene Ontology annotation, cellular component: troponin complex. Lineage: Eukaryota; Metazoa; Chordata; Actinopteri; Holocentriformes; Holocentridae.
GCAGCGUGCCGAAGAAGCCCCGCGAGGUAGCACACGGACCGCCUCCAAUCAGAUUAUUCAGUUUAAUUAGUUGCGUCACCAAAUUAGUUUUACUGCUGCAGUGUAUUUCUGAUUGCAGCUCUGACACUGAAUUUUUUUUUUUUUAUUAUUGUUUAUUUAUUUGGGACCAAUUUGCUGGCCCAGAGGUUAUUUCACUUUUCUGACCUCUGACAGCUUUGUUUUUCUCUGAGUUUCAACAAUGGCUGAUGAUGAUUAUGGCCCCUCACCUUUGGCCCCUAAGGCGGAGACCAAGCCCAAAUGCAAGAUCUCAGCCUCCCGCAAGCUUUCAUUGAAGAUCCUCCUGCUGAGUCGUGCGAUGGAAGAACUGGAGGCAGAAAAGGUCGCGAGAGAUGAGGAGAAAGUUCGCUACCUGGGAGACAAACUUCCACCCCUGCAGUUUUCUGGCUUAAACACGGACGAGCUGCAGAAACUCUGUAAGCAGCUCCAUAGCAAGAUCGAAGUUGUGGAUGAGGAGCGGUACGACUGCGAGGCCAAAGUCAACAAGAACGGCAGAGAGAUCCACGAGUUGAACCUGAAGGUGCAGGACCUUGGAGGGAAGUUCAAGAAGCCAGCACUGAGGAAGGUGAGGGUGUCUGCAGAUGAGAUGAUGAGGGCGCUCUUGGGCUCCAAACACAAGGGCACCGUGGACCUCAGGGCCAACCUCAAAUCUGUGAAGAAGGAGGAAAUCAAACAAGAGAAGGAGCUGAACAUGGAGGUGGGUGACUGGCGUAAGAACGUGGAGGCCAUGUCGGGUAUGGAGGGCAGGAAGAAGAUGUUCGAUGCCGCUGGUGGUGGCCAGUAGAAAAGAUGCUUUGCUGUCUGCCACUGCACAUUUUUGUCCAUUAAACGUAUUUCUGCAUGCGCAUGAAUAGCCAUCUCAGUCAAGCCACUGCAGUUUUUAAUGUUGUCUCAAGUAGUCUUUUUUUAAUAAAACAAAAAUAGUGGUGCAAAUAUAUAUUAGUCUUGUGUUGCUGUCAUGUAUAAUGGCUUUGAUCAUUUUAACUUAUGUCAAGCGUCUUUGAGUACCCUGUAAAGUGCUCUAUAAAUAAAAUGCAUUAUUAUUUGAUA